UCGACAGAAAUGUGCUUGUUACUUUCUAAGAACGUUUUGCAUGCUCUUUACUCACUUAUCUGAUUGAUGUCUGUUCUUGUAUCAGACAGAAAAUAUUUUUUUACUUCCAUACUAAUAGGAUGAAUGAGAACAUUUAAAAAGAAUAUUAAAAGCUUUAGGUUUUAAAGAGAUGGAUAUAAGAUUUAUUUUGAUACUUCUAUGCUUUGGUUUUAUAAAAUGCUAUGCUUCUUAUACAGAUGCAAUACUACACAAAAAGAAUAGAUGCGAAUUUUAUUUUAAAGAUGGGAAUUUUGAAGAAUUUAGUGUAUAUUUAAGAAGAAAUUUUACAAAAACAUUGAACGGAUGUUUGAAUUUGUUACCCAAUUCCCACUGUCUUCGUUAUGUUUCAGAACUAUAACUUACCAGCAUUUCCAGAUGGUUCGUUUACAAAUUUGAAAAAUCUAGAUAAAUUUCACCUGAAGAUUGUAGACGGCUCGAAGAUUCAAUUGCUUUCAGCCCAAAUCCCUGGAUAUUCAGUAUUUGAAAAUUUAACAGCUAAAUCCAUAAUUUUCGAUAUAAUUGAUGUGCCAAUUUUAGUUGGAUGGAAAUGGAAUGUACUGGAGAACUUAAAUCCUAGUGGUCAAGAGGGAAUGCAGUUCAAUGCAGUCCGUUCGAAACUUUUAUAUCUGCAUUCUGAUUUUCGCAAAAUAGCGAAAAAUAACGUAAUCGCAAUUCGAAUUUUAAAAUGCCAACUUAAGUGGAUUGGUGAAGGUGCUUUUGCUACAUUUUCUAGUCUCAGAAUAUUGGAACUGCGAGACAAUUUAAUUGAAUCUAUUGAUAGGUCCCACUUGCCCGUAAAUGCUGCUUAUUUGCGCGUUUUGGAUCUUGGCAAAAACCGAUUAGCUCAUAUUUCUGAGGAUCUUUUUCAAGGAUUACCUAUUGCUCAUGUGUACCUAGACGGCAAUAACAUUCUGGCAAUCGAAAUUGAAAAACUUCGGAAAUUGAAUAAAAUAUCAGUGUCUAUCAUAAUGAAUGAGCCGAAUCUAACUAUGAAAAAUAUAACGGAUCAGGAAUCGGAAGUAGCUCCAAGUAGAGAUGUUGACUGAAUAUUGAGAAAGAAAAGUUCAAGAUACAAAUUACAGGAGCUCAGAAGAUAGGAAGGAAGUAAAUUUCAACUUGGCACUAACCUCUUCGCUCCCAGUGCAUGACAUGACAUGUGUCAAUUUCCCUUUGUGGGCCCACCACAUACUGUUUGAUAUUCUGAAAUCGAAUGCUUUAUUCCAAACCUUUAAAUAGGCAUAAAUUAUGUCAGAAUGCUGCUUAACUUUAUUGAAGGAAUCGCCUGAGGAUCAGCCUUGUUGUGAUGAAUAUUAUAUAUCAUUUUGUUCUAUGAAUGUUAAAUGUGCGAUGCUUGCAAUGCUCAUUCAGAAUUUAGAAAUGUUUCAUGCAUAGCAAAUGGCUUAAAAUUUUGUCUGUAAAUAUGUUAGCAAUAUAAUAGGCACUGUUAUAGAUUUUUACUUCAUUAUUGUAAGGAAAUAAUUUAAAUAUGCAAAUACAAUCAUUAUUACUAUAUAUUGCACAUCAAUGUAUUAUAAAUUUUUUGAUUUUUUGUUUAUAUUAUACAAAAUAAAAUUUAAACAAUGUAAGCAAAUGUUUCAAUAAUAAAAAAUAAAAUAAAAAAAAAAAAAAAGAUUUUAUAGGAAUUGCUUUUAUAUAUUAUGCUUACUCACAAAGCACACUCGGGUACAUGGACAUUCAGCUCGCCAAGGUCAUAAGCAAAUAUGGGAACAUUUUCUCGAUACUGGGAGUGAAGAAUCAUGUUGCAUUAAGUUUAUUUACUUGACUAAAAAAAAAGUGUUAGAAAAAUUAGGCAACCAUAAUGCUUUCUAAAAUAAUGUUUCUUUGAAAAUUGAAAUAGAAAUUAUGAAUCAAUUAUGGAAUGGAAAUUAUGAAUCAAUUUACAGCAAAUGAUUGAAAUUCUGAGACCGUGGAAAAUAAGAACAUUGAUUUUUUUAAAAUCAGAGCUGGUUUACACACAUUUUAUUAAAAUUUUUUCUAAGAAGUUUUCAUUCUUCAUUGCAAUAAGGAAUUUUCUGUAUCACUAUAUAUAGAUAUAUUACUUUUUAAAGAUUUUUCUUAUCAAAUACUAGUUAAGAUAUAUUUUUAAUAAAAAUGAAAUAAAAAAGUCACCCGAUCUUUAUAUGUUCUAUUUUCAGCUUCCACAAAAAGUUUCUGAGGGAUAAACUGUGGUUAAUUUUAGUUGCACUUACAUAUAUAUAUAUAUAUAUAGGGCAGCUUGCACUUAUAUAUAUAUAUAACAAUGAGGAAAGUAUCUCAACUAGUGCUCACUACACUUUUUCUUUGUGAUUUAUUUUCUUUUUUACAUAGCACAAAGUUUUUGCACCAGAACAUCUAUCUGAAGUACAUAAUCUAAUAAAUCUCAAGCCUCUGAUUAGUAAAUUAAAAAUAUUUUUAAAAAUUUAAAUAAUUAUGAAAUUACAAAAACAAAUUAAAUAUCAGUCAAGUUGAACAAAUCUUAACUGCAAGCUAAUAUUAAUAGUACUAUAACAAUCUCAGGUGCCGAUCAAAUAUGUUUGCACCAAGAAACAGUUCAUAUCCAAAACUACCACAUGGGUGCACUUCUGAUAUAAUAGUAAAAUGUUCAACUACAGUGAAACAGACCCAUGAUUCAUCCUCAAGAUCAUUUCCCAUCUUCAUGGGGAACUAUAGUGCCAUGCUUCCUAUGUGUGCUAAUACGGUGACGUGGGCAAGUUGCUAAGUGAGCAAAAUGCCUCACCACCACAAAAGAUGACCUCAGAUAUGACAAGAACAGAACCCCUGCCUACCUGGGAGCAAAUGACAAAAAUGUCACACACCCAAAGGUGCAACAAUAGGCCCAAUUAGGCAUGUCCACACUGAGGCUAUGGCUGACUAAUAUGGCCACUGAAGCUAUCACUAUGACCUGUCACAUUCUCUCAUAACGCAUUCAAAAUGCUUAGUGGUGGGAAGGUAUGUAGUCAUCUCGAGGGCCAAUCCGAUGAUACCACCACUAAACAGCUUAAGUAUUUGAAACUAUUGUAUGAGUGCACUUUCGCAGUAGUGGUUAAGGUAUUUAACUAUAACAAAUCAGACACACGAUUGAACCCCAAGAUAAUUUACCAUUCUCAAGGACAUGUACAGGUUGAAGCAAGGCUGUCAACUGCACGUUCCCAAAGGUACAUUGGGUACUGCUUGUUAACUUUUUAGCUUUAUCCCAAUUUUGAUAGAGAACAUCCAAAGGGAGAAGGGUAUCCAAAGAUCUCCAAUCACUAAUGAUACUAAACAGAACUUUCAGCUCAGUGUGAAUUCUGAGUACCACCUUGCCACAAAAGCACUAUUACAUUUAUGAACAAACGCACCUGCCUCAGGAUUCAAAUGUCCGCCCAUUGAUAUAGCAGUCAACCUCAUUCAUUAAUCACGGCACCAACUGGGUAGCCAUUCUCAAUAACAUGGGGAAUUCAUUGCACAGCACUUCCCAUCUGUUGUGAUAGAUGGUAACAUAAGCAAACAGCCAAAUCCAAGGACUACCAGUAAGCAUAUUGCCUGGGACUGCCACAGUACAUAUUAGAUGAAAGUUUUUUAGUAGAAUAAAAAAAUAUCACUAAUUGUCACAUACAUAUUUAUAAAAUAUCUCUAAAUAAAAACUUAGAGAUUGAGGUUUCUUAUUUCAAAUUAUUUCAUUUUUUUAAAUUCAGAUAACUAUGUUAUAUUAUUUAGCUAAAAUACAGUAAACUCUUGCUGAAUCAGGAGUUAUAUCAUUUACACAUAAUACAUAUAGAGAAAUAGUGUUCUGCAAAGUUACCUUUCUAUGGGGGAAAAAGGGAGUUGGGUAUAGUUCAGAUUAAGAAAGCAGGUACAAUCUAUACAAAUCUAAAUAUUAUUGUAAUUAAAAGGGAAAAAUAAACCAACCAUAUAUUAAUUGAAAGGAUUUUUAUUACUGCUUAAUAAGCAGGUAAACAAUGCAAUCAUUUUUUAAAUAGCUUGUAAUUUUUGCUUGGGGCAAUGUUUGAAGCAACCCAUUAAAUGUUUUACUGCAAAGUUUUCAACAUCCCUCAUGUGCUUCUUUUUCUAGAAGUGCAUUGUAAUUUUUGUUAUCAUUUUAGAUUAUUACUUGAGCUCUUAUAUAUGUUAAAAUUAGCAUUUAACAACCUUUUUUUCCUUUAUUUUAUAUGAAAAUAUACUUAAAAAAUUGCUUAUCUUGUA
Molecule: messenger RNA, 4221 nt
Organism: Stegodyphus dumicola
Lineage: Eukaryota; Metazoa; Arthropoda; Arachnida; Araneae; Eresidae
Molecular function (GO): protein binding
Source: RefSeq, a predicted model, not a curated record